Molecule: messenger RNA, 1587 nt
Organism: Caenorhabditis bovis
Lineage: Eukaryota; Metazoa; Nematoda; Chromadorea; Rhabditida; Rhabditidae
Source: the annotation of a GenBank genome assembly
AUGGCAGCCGUUCACGAUAUUUGUAUGACGGAUCGAGGCAAUCGAGCCACGGUUCUCACAGCGGCAAGUCUCGAAAAUGGCAAUGAAGUUACUCAAUACCCGGAACGCGGAAUAUAUGCGAAAAACGGUAUGGACAACUAUGUGAUGCGAAAAGGAGCAGAGCGAUACGAGUUUGAUCAUAAUCCAAGCAGAAUGCGGUCCGCUCUACAGAAACACCAAUUCACUGUGCUUAUUCUAUUCUUUCAAAUAGCGUUUUUGGUGCUGUUUGCCAUUUUUGCUGAAUAUUCGCCAUCUGCCCUUCCUGGAGGAGAAGCUGCUGCAAAUGAGGAAGCUCGGAUGCCCACGAUGUACCCAAUGUUCCAAGACACCCAUGUCAUGAUCUUCAUCGGUUUCGGAUUCCUAAUGACAUUCCUCAAGAGAUACGGAUUCUCAGCGGUGUCUGUCAACAUGCUCCUCGCCUGCUUCACAAUCCAAUGGGGAAUCAUUGUUCGUGGCUUCUGCAGCACCCACCAUCCCCAUCUCAAAUUCACUAUUUCUCUAGAACAACUUCUCACAGCCGAUUUCGCAGCCGCUGUCAUCCUCAUUUCAAUGGGAGCAAUGCUUGGAAAAUUGAGCCCAUCCCAAUACAUUAUAAUGGCGUUCAUCGAGACGCCCGCCGCUUUGGUCAUUGAGCAUAUCUGCGUUCACAAUCUCAAAAUCAACGAUGUUGGUGGUUCGAUCGUUGUGCACGCGUUCGGAGCAUAUUUCGGACUUGCUUGCGCAAAGGCUUUCGGAAACAAAAAGCAAAGGGGACAUGAGCACGAGGGUUCGACCUACCACACCGAUAUUUUCGCUAUGAUCGGAGCCAUCUUUCUCUGGAUCUACUGGCCAUCGUUCAAUGCUGCUGUUGCCGGAACCGCUGAUGCUCGUCAGAGAGCCGUUGCCAACACGUUCCUCUCACUUUGCACAUGCACAAUGACUACAUUCUUAGUCUCUCAAGCUGUCGAUAAGCAUAAGCGAUUCGAUAUGGUCCACAUCGCGAAUUCAACGUUGGCUGGAGGAGUUGCUAUUGGAACCACCGCCAACAUUGUUCUUGAGCCAUUCCACGCUAUGAUUAUUGGAUGCAUUGCUGGAUUCAUUUCAGUUAUUGGAUACAAAUACAUUACUCCAUUCCUCUCCGACAAGCUCGGAAUUCACGACACUUGCGGAGUUCACAAUCUUCAUGGAAUGCCUGGAUUGAUUGCCGGAUUCUCAUCAGCUAUCUUUGUGUCCAUCUACGAUGAAAAGAGAUACGCGAAUGACUAUGGUUCAAUUUAUCCAGGAAUGCUUCGCGAUGCUGCCGGAAACCGCUCGUUCGGCGAAUCAACUCAGGCACUCCGUCAAGUCAUCGCUAUCGGAAUCGUGUUCCUCGCCUCAAUCAUCUCGGGAGCCAUCACCGGACUGAUUUUGAGACUGAAAAUCUGGGAUCAAGUGCGCGAUACCGAAUACUUUGCUGAUGGUGAUUAUUUCGAGACCCCAGGAGAUUAUGACUUCACUUCAAGAAUUAUGACAACAAUCGACCGCGUCGAUAUUGCUGAAUAUCAACCCCUUUCUCAAAAGAAUGUCUAA